AUGGACUACUCGGGAUUCCCAUUGUUUCCCGCUAUCCCGGCCUCGAUUAGACGGCGGCUGCCCCGCUUAUACUCGUCCCACCGUGCGCCCAUAGGUACCGAAUCGAGCGGGGAUCCGCGCCGCGGACUGGCUUCCAUAUCAGAACCUCAUCUGCUGUGCCAUGGCCAAUCCAUAGAGCGAGUGAUACCCGAGGUACGACCCUGGACAGCAAGCGAUGAUCUGGACUCUUUUGAUUCUGGCUCCCGGAGCCCGGACAGCCCUCCAGCCGAGGAAAUGGGAAGUCCGACUAAAUAUGAAGCCGAGUCCGGGUUGCGAUGGAACCGGGUAGUACCCGCGUUCAAUCUUUUGCGCAACGCGGGAUAUGAAGCCCAGCAACCACAAGCCGACGGCCGUCUAGCUCGAUCGCUUUAUGUAAAUGCCUUGGUUUACCUUCUCGAUGCUUUACCGCCAGAUCUGUCUACCGAGGAGACUUCCAUGCUCGAACAUCACAUCCCAGAGCCGGUCAAAGCAUCACUAACGCCAUAUCCUCAACCACCGCAAUAUCUCCCUGAUGGGAACAACAAAUACAACUCCCACCCGAGAUCGUAUCUACAUAGACUCCUCGCCUCGACAAUUGUGCAAAUAUUUAUUCUCCUGCGAUUCCUUCUACCAUAUGCAAAGCUGCUUUUGCACCAGCCGAUGGGCUCGGGAAAGGCAGUGUCAACAUUGGGGUGGCGGUUUGCAAACUCCAUGAAGGAAGACGAUAAGCAUCUCAACUUCUCCAACUUCUUCUGUACAAUGGCGACCACCAGAUUACCCUGCAUUCCGUCUCUUCGAAAGCAGCAGCUCCACCUGGAAUUUGCGAGCUUAAAACAUGCAACACCGCCAGGGGUCUACGUGACCCUGGCUCCUGGAGACCCAACACUCUGGAAUGGAGUGAUCUUCGUUCGCUCAGGCCCCUACGCAUCCGCAAUCCUCCGCUUCCAACUACGCUUCCCUGACACCUACCCCGACCUCCCACCUCUGGUCACCUUCGCGACCGACUUCUUCCACCCAUUGAUUGUGCCUCUCACCACUUAUACCUUCAGUACCGGCUCGGCAAGUGACAACCCGGUCAGCGCAACAGACGAGGAACGAUUACCGCCUGGCGGGUUCAGUCUCCGCCAUGGAUUCCCUCACUGGUUUGGCAGAGCAAAGCGGAGCGGCUUAGCAUCGGGGAAUACAUCGCGAAAUGUAAGCGGGAAUAGUGCAAAUGCUGCACCGGCGAGUGAAACGAGUGCUGCAGAUCCUGCAAAAAGCGAUGUAGCCCCGGACACGUCGACUGCCCCGACAUCAACGGACCCGGAAACCAGUGACAAUGACGUGGGGACACCACGCGUGGCCCAGGUCCCUUUCACGGACCAGUUUGCGGAACCAAAGUCUAUUGUCCCUGUCUCAGAAAUACUGAAUUACAUCCGGUCGACGUUCGAUGACGAAACUGUGCUGGAUUCGUUGCCAGUUGAAGUCGCCGGAAAUCCUGGGGCAUGGCAUGCGUGGAAGGCACAUCGCCGAGGUGGUACUGGUGGAGGAUGGAAACGGGGAAGUCCGCAGGCCCGGCUUCCCGGUGAUUGGCAUUGGGAUGGGAUCUGGGCUCGGCGGACUCAAGAUGAGAUUGAGAAUUCGCGGUCUGAUCCGAUGUUGUUUGGAAGUGCUGCUCGUGGGAGUGGGGAUGAAAUGAUUCGGUUCUCACGAUUGGAUGAUGCGAGCUUGAACUCGGUCAAGGAGAGUAUGGCAGCCAUGGUAGGCAAUGUGUAA
This is a messenger RNA of Penicillium canescens, 1773 nucleotides long. RefSeq lists its product as uncharacterized. Bases 1 to 1773 code for a protein of 590 amino acids. The transcript has 7 exons. Lineage: Eukaryota; Fungi; Ascomycota; Eurotiomycetes; Eurotiales; Aspergillaceae. The record is from RefSeq and is a predicted model, not a curated record.